AUGCGGUGCGAACGAAAAUUCGGCGCAGAUGUUAUGUACUACGCCAGAGAAACUUUCAUACGCAAAUUCAAGAGAGAACAUUGCCGCGUUAACUAUGACCGGCCUUUCACAUGUUACAAGUGCGGUAAGCGUUAUACGUGGACGGACUCCUUGACAAGGCAUCUACGCGAAGGAUGCGGCGUAUUACCGAAGCACAUUUGCACGAUUUGCGGCAGGAAAUUCCGGCGCAAGGAUUAUUUGCUACGCCACGAAAAUCAUAUUCAUAAAUAGGAAAAUUUGUGUUCCUCUAUACGAAUCCGUUGUUGAAAAUAACCAAGUCUAUAUCUCGAAAAAUGCGAUUACUACAACCUGAACGAUAUAA
Molecule: messenger RNA, 361 nt
Organism: Atta colombica
Lineage: Eukaryota; Metazoa; Arthropoda; Insecta; Hymenoptera; Formicidae
Product: zinc finger protein 775-like
Exons: 2
Coding region: 1-270 (89 amino acids)
Source: RefSeq, a predicted model, not a curated record